Messenger RNA from Meleagris gallopavo (turkey), 2524 nucleotides. Lineage: Eukaryota; Metazoa; Chordata; Aves; Galliformes; Phasianidae. The record is from RefSeq and is a predicted model, not a curated record.
UCAUGUUCUCUUUGGCUUCUUUCUCCUGUUCAAGGUUUGCAGCAGAUCUCACAGAACAAAGUGGCAGUUCUGCUGCUGGCUGGAGGACAAGGAACCCGCCUGGGAGUGAGCUACCCCAAGGGCAUGUACAACGUGGGAUUGCCCAGUGGCAAAACCUUGUAUCAGAUCCAAGCAGAAAGAAUCCGAAAAAUAGAGCAACUCGCUGGCCAGAGGCACCACUGCAAGUGUACUGUCCCCUGGUACAUCAUGACAAGUGAGUUCACGCUGGGGCCAACAGAGGAGUUCUUUGUAAAACACAGCUACUUCAACCUGGAUAAAUCCAAUGUAAUCAUGUUUGAACAGAGGAUGCUGCCAGCUGUCACCUUUGAUGGGAAGGCCAUCUUGGAGGAGAAGGGGAAAAUUGCUAUGGCUCCAGAUGGCAAUGGUGGCUUGUAUCGUGCUUUGGUGGAUAAUAAAAUCUUGGAUGACAUGAAGCAGCGUGGCAUCCAGUACGUCCAUGUGUACUGUGUAGACAACAUUCUUGUCAAAAUGGCAGAUCCAGUCUUCAUUGGCUUCUGUGUUUCCAGAGAAGCAGAUUGCGGUGCCAAGGUGGUGGAGAAGGCCUACCCCACAGAGCCUAUUGGGGUGGUGUGCCGCGUGGAUGGGGUCUCUCAUGUGGUGGUGGAGUACAGCGAGAUCAGCCCAGAGACUUCGCAGCAGCAAAGGCCUGAUGGGGGGCUGAUGUACAGCGUUGGCAAUAUCUGCAACCAUUUCUUCACUGUUGAGUUUCUGCAGACAGUGGCCCAAAAACACGAGUCCCAGCUGAAACACCAUGUGGCCAUAAAGAAGGUGCCUUACAUUGACGAGGAGGGAAAUCUGGUAAAACCACUAAAACCGAAUGGAAUAAAGCUGGAGAAGUUUGUGUUUGAUGUGUUCCAGUUCUCUAAGAAUUUUGUGGCAUUUGAAGUUUUGAGAGAAGAGGAGUUCUCGCCAUUAAAAAAUGCAGAUACAGCUGAGAAAGACAAUCCUACCACUGCUCGGCAGUCCCUCCUGGCCCAGCACUACCGCUGGGCUCUCAAGGCUGGGGCCAGAUUUUUGGAUGAAGAUGGCUGCAGGAUACCAGAGAAGCUCAGUCUUUCAGGAACCGAAGAUCCUCCGGCUGUGUGUGAGAUUUCUCCAUUAGUAUCUUACUUUGGAGAGGGUCUGGAGGUGUACAUGAAGAACAAAGACUUCUGUUCUCCGUUUAUACUCGAUGAAGACAAAGCAGAAAUGCUAAGAAGUUCUUGAAGAGGAGGGAGGUCUUCUCCCCCUCAAAUCAGAUGCUUGUCUGUCAGAGCAAUUGUAAGAACUGACCCUACUAAAAUGUCAUAUGAAGUGCCUUAUGAAAACUUGCUUUGCAGUAUUAGGUUGAUGCCAAAUCUUUGCAACAGUUGUAUAUACACAUCUGUGCCAACUCACCAGAUCUGUUUGGUGACUUUGAAGUCUGAGCCUUUUACCUUAAUCUGUUUUGUCAACAAUGAUAUGAAUGACAAUUAAUACUUUCCAGGUACCAGACAGAGUUUAUAUUUCCUUUCUCUAGUGCAUACAGAUAUAUAACAGAGCCAGCUGGAAUCUAAUCAAUCAGCUUUGCAUUCAUGAAGAUUAGAUCUCUGCAGUGGCUACUUUUGUACCUUGUUUGUGCUGUUGUUAUUUUUUUGUAUGCUUGCUUGUUUGUUUUAAACUGUGCAGAGCUGAAGAAGAAUCAUUGUGAUGCCCCAAUCUGAAAAGUAUGGAAUGACUUUGUGUACUGGACUGUUUCUGUCCAAAGAUCAAUCUUUGCUGUAAUCCUCUGCUGGUCAGGAGAUGCAGUUCAGCAUUCAUAUCCUCUAAUCAGUGUGUAUGGAGGAGUGUGCUGCAGUUGGGGUCCUUCUGUGUUUACGUUUUGCUUGAGAUGUGGACCCUGCAGCAGGCAAGACUGGUUUGCAUAUGUAGGCUCAGUGGUGGCACUCCAAGAAAACUAAUUAAAUAUGCAGCUCAGACUGAUUGCUUUUUACAGCUGCAGUGACCUGCAGGGGGGAAGAGGACAAAGAAGAAGGCUGAGAACUGUUUUCACAACAACCUUCUCUUCUUCUCUUACGAUAAUCAUUUAUUUUGCUUUUCAUUUUUCUGUUUGACACAUAUAACAUCCCUCAGGGAGGCACUCCUAUGAAGUGCCUGAAGGUGACAGUGACAGGAGGAACAAGCUGUGAGGGAGAAUUUGAGGCUUAAUCCCAACAUAAGCAAUGUACACAGUAAAACAACUCAGCUUCUACAAUUUCUGGCCAAGUGGUUUUCUAGCACUUUUUCAGUUAAGGAAAUAACUCUUUAGAUGCCUUGCUCUUAACUUAGAUUACAGACUAUGAUAUAUCAACUAACUAAGGAAGGUAAUUUGUAGAAUUUCAGUAGCACAGCAGCUCAGCCCUGGUGGAGGGGUCACAGGAUGGCCGUGCCUCACAGCUCCUGCUCUGCAACAGCAGAUCCUACACACCAAAGUCAUUUCACACCUCAGGGGGACUCUUCAGGUGCA